AUAUUUUCGACAGAAUCAAACUAAUUACUUAGAACUUUCUGAACAUUACAUAUCAAUGGCCGAGUCUACACCAAAAUCCGAAGAGGUAAAUGGAGAAAAUCCAUCGAGUGAACCAUCUAAUGCUUCUGCGAAUAAAAACAGCCAAUUUGAAUGCAAUAUAUGUUUAGAUGAAGCUAAUGAUGCUGUCAUUAGUUUAUGUGGACACUUAUUCUGUUGGCCAUGUCUUCUUCAAUGGUUGGAAACAAGACCACAUCGACAGGAAUGCCCAGUAUGCAAAGCUGGAAUCGAUAGAGACAAAGUUAUUCCUCUUUACGGGGAGGGUAGCACCAAGCAGGAAGAUCCACGGAAUAAGAUUCCUAAAAGGCCACAAGCUCAGAGACCAGAGCCAGAAAAUAGGAAUGGAUUUCACGGAUUUAAUUUUGGUGAUGGCGGAUUUCAGAUGUCAUUCGGUAUUGGUGCUUUUCCCUUUGGACUUUUCGGAACGUUUUUUAACAUAAAUGACGGCCGACCCCCUCCGAGGCCAGAUAACCCUAAUUAUCAAGAUGAACAAAUGCUGUCGAGAAUCUUCCUUGGAAUUGCUUGUAUAUUAAUGUUCUGGUUAUUAUAUGCAUGAGAUUGUGAUUGUCAGUUUAAUCGUAAUUAAUUUAUAACGAUAAGUCUGGGAAAAAACGACCGCACUUUUUUAAAUAUUUUGAAGAAUUUUAUGUGAAACUAGAAUAAUUGUAAAGGACAUUCAUUUAUUAAAAUCUGAGAACUUUAUAAUUAUUUACGUAAUAAUAAUAGCUAUGCAUUAUGUGAAAUAAAAAAUGAAAAUAGAAGUCGAGUAAUUGAAAAUAUUGACAUAUUGAUAAGAGUUGCUUCAUACAAUGAUAACAUACACUAGGGUUAACUAGCUCCAACUGAGAAUCUGAUAUUAAAAGUAGGCAGUGUCUUGCAUGGUGUAUAGCGCUUCAUAGUCGUCACUUGGCGUAAAUUAUUUUUUAACUACCGUAGUUACAGUGGGGUUCGAUUUUUAUUAAUGUACAUAGCUGAUACGAAAUAUGUUGUUUAUUACCUUGUGCUUUUUUGUUAUUGAUUGUUAAUUAAGUCAAACACAUUUUUCGAUCAACUUUGCAUUGAACAGCAAAUCUUUAUUUUUGGAUUUG
Messenger RNA from Styela clava, 1145 nucleotides. Its product is annotated as E3 ubiquitin-protein ligase RNF185-like. Gene Ontology annotation, cellular component: endoplasmic reticulum. Lineage: Eukaryota; Metazoa; Chordata; Ascidiacea; Stolidobranchia; Styelidae. Gene Ontology annotation, biological process: ubiquitin-dependent protein catabolic process. Gene Ontology annotation, molecular function: ubiquitin protein ligase activity; metal ion binding. The record is from RefSeq and is a predicted model, not a curated record.